AUGGAGAAUUCGAAUUUGGGCUCGAAAUACACUUGCAAGAGCUUCAGCCCUUUAGGAAAUAAUAGUACCAUUUAUGCAGGCCUGAUUGUCGACGCUGUGCUCGACUCGGCUAUUUUAAAGGGAAAACUCACCGAGUUGAUUGGAUUAUGGCCAAUACUUGGCGGUCAUUUGAUCGAAGACACAAAACCAUGGUCCUUCACCUGUGGCUCUACUGCCGAUUACGCCAGUAGGGAUAUUGACCAACCACUGGCUACUUAUCUUCCAAUCCAUUAUAACCAACAUUUCAAUGGGCCGCAAAUCAUGGAAUGCCCGGAAAUAUUUGCAGUUGAUGAGAAAUUCAUAUUCAAUGUCUCUCCCAGCCUCACAAACAGUUUCCGCCUUCGUGUUACUCUUCUUCGAGAUGCUACGUUGCUCUGUUUUGGAAUCUCACACCAUAUAUGUGACGGCAAUGAUUGUUGGGAAGUUAUUAGAGCAUUUUGUGACCUAUUGUCUAAUAAGCCAAUUCCUUCUUUUGUCCUUCCACCUGAUGCUGGGGAUGUCCGAAUGUCUGAUCUGAUGAAAGUCGAAGAUGAGUGUUCCGAAGCGGAAUCGAAUUUCCACUACCAGAUGCAUGCAAAAAGCUAUGACAGCGGAAUAUUUAAGCUAGCACUGAUUGUGUGGCGCGUGCUACUGGCGAUCCUUGCUGCAAAGUUCGGAUUUCGCGAGGAGCUGGAACCCAAAUUUAUCUAUAUUCCAGGCCCAUGGGUCGACAGAUUACGGGUAAAAUCACAGGCAGAACUGAAAGAUUGUUCCCCCGAUAUCAAACUCACGCGAAAUGAUGUUAUCGCCGCGUGGUAUCUGAAAUGCGUCUAUUCUCCUCAACCUAAUACUGCACCACCUAAUCCAGUGGACUACUUUGGGAUUAUCAACUUUCGUCGCUUUAUUGAGCCCCCAAAGGCUGGAACAUACUACAUCCGUUGUAGUAUUUUAGCUCUUCGGUGUAAAUUCUCUACUCAACAGCUGAAAGAAGAGUCAGUUGCUGAGAUUGCACGGAAAAUACGGCUCAAAACACUGCAAUAUACGUCCACCGGAUCCGUCAAACAAAGCCUUCGGUUCUCGGAAGAUCAUGCAUCCAAGAAUCUCUCAUUAAAGUUGCAAGGCACUGGAAACCUUGGGCUUGCUGUGGUAUCCCACUGGACAACCUUCGAUUACACGGGUCUUGAGUUCUCCGGUGCUAGUCUCAAUGGAAAAAGAGCGCCAGUCGUAUUUGUCAAUCCUAUGAUUGUAAACACAUGGAGACUAAACAUAAUACCUGUGGCUGUCGUCACAAAAAAUGGGUCUCGAGGCUACUGGAUUCGUGCUACGAAUACAUCAACUGGCUGGGAACGGUUCGCCCGAUCUAAUAGCAUAGAAAGUCUGUUCCCUACGCAGUGA
This is a messenger RNA of Penicillium vulpinum, 1413 nucleotides long. RefSeq lists its product as uncharacterized. Lineage: Eukaryota; Fungi; Ascomycota; Eurotiomycetes; Eurotiales; Aspergillaceae. The coding region runs from base 1 to 1413 and encodes 470 amino acids. The record is from RefSeq and is a predicted model, not a curated record. The transcript is spliced from 2 exons.